AUGUCUGACGCGCCCGUGAGGUCCGAUUCUUACAGGGGACGCAGCACUGGACACACCGAAAACUCUACACGAGAAAGGACGAACUACGGCGUAAAACCCUCUUUACCAUCGCCCACGGAUACAACAUCGCCCGGGCUCGCUCAAUCAGCCUCAAACUCAGCCUCGAAUUCGUCCAGCUCGCCUCCCGAGCCAACAACGCCGCCCCGUGUGAUUGCCAGGCCGCGGUACCCCGCUGAUCUGCGCCGGGUGCCUUUGCACCGACGGGGCACAUCUAAGACAUACGAGCGGCUCGAGGAUCUGUUGAAGGAGGCGGGAUACAAGGAGACUCGAAUUUUCACACCAGAGGCAGAGCGCAUGGAUCACAGGAGAGAUGGAGGGGACUCGACGAAAGCAGGAGACGACAACAGAACUAGUGUCGUCAAGGAUGGCAUGGAGGCUGUCGUUGGCUUUUUUGCGGGGUUGUUGCCAAGCGCUGCUGCUAGCAGAACCAAUCUAACGACUACCGAGGGAGAAAAUCAGCUGACGGCGUCGCCACGAGAGUAUUCGCCGCCUACAUCACCCCUUGCGAAGCGGCGCUCCUUCGGACAGGGAGGAAGACCAAGUCUCGAUCUGACUGAACCAUCGACGGCCUCAUCCAAUGAAAGCUUUGGAGAGCCCACUCCGCGUCUCAUUCGCCCAAAAAACUCCUGGGCAAGCAAACCAAAUCCCACCACUACCCACCCACAGACCAGUCCCCCUGCCCAUCAAUCAUCUCUGAUCCCGCGCCAGUCAUCACGGACCUCUGUAAAUCGCCAGACAAACCAUGCCUUUCCAGGCCCCGGCGAAAAUUCGAUGGGCAUAGCCUCUCCGCGGCCGUCUCGCGCUGGGGCAUAUCUCAGACACAUGGCCUCGACGCAAAGCAUGCCGGGAAGACCCAAUUCGACGCCGGUCCACUUGUUCAACAGAAACACGAUGCACUCACACGAAGGCGACUCCGAGGACCCUGGAGUGGCGUAUAACCGCCGGGGUAAUGGCGAAGGGGAGGAGGAGGGUCACGGGGAGCCGCCGCUCCCACCCACAUGGCUCGAGACUGUAGCGCGCGCUGUACUUUUUGGGGGCGGCGGAGCGUACAUUGGCGGUCCGUCGCAGCAUAAUUUGCAUGAUCCGUCGCCGCACGUGUCCAAGACACGGACUGGAAAAACACCUGUGCUCCGCCAGACUCGCAGCUCACUGUCACAGGCACCAGUGCGGCGUCCAGCAAAGCGGCCUGUGGCGUCUCGCAGCAGGCUCUCUGACCAGACAAACACGACAGGGCUUCUCGCGCCGCCCCCGCCUUUGUUAUUUUCUAUGAUCGAGCGUGGUAGGGCAGGCCGGAGCGAGGGCGAGGUGUCCGUCGCCCGUGUAAUGUGUCGCAGUGCGCCGUCGAGCCGGUCGGGGUCCGUCGUGCGUGGUGAAAGGGGUAAAGAGAGGUGGCAACUUGGAUAUGAGAGGGGCAGGGGCAGGAAGAAGAAGAAUGAGUGCGAUCGUCUCCCUAGUCUCGCCAGAACGCAGGUGGAGGGUGAUAUGUGGUCGCGGACGAGAAGCGGGUAUAAGCACGGCGCUGGGUCGAUGGCUCCGGAAAGGUGGGGAGAAGCUGACGGCGAGUCAGAUGGUGUGGGUGUGAGUUCCGAUGACGAAGAUGAAGGAGAGCUCGAUCUAGCACGGCUUCUCGUCCCUCCAAAGCGCCAGAACUCGAUCAAGAGCCUCCGCAAACAUCUCGCUUCACAGGCUAGUGCGCAACAGUCUUUGAUGAAGAACUUUGCUUCUGCUGCAGCAGGAGGUAGACGUGGAUCGUCAGCAAACCUGGUCAGUAGUCGAACGCCGAGCUUGCUGAGGCGCAAAUCUACAAUCCAAGCAGAGGAGGACGAUUGGGAUGGCGAGUUUUCCGAAGAAUGGGGCGGUAGUUGGGCUGGUUCGCGAAGGGGAGGCCAGGGGAGGAGGGGAUCGACUGAAGAUGAUGAUGUCGAGUCGUUUAUUGGGUUUUUUGACAACUCUCGAGGAAACGCGAACACGGGUUCGGGGCGGAGCAGGCUUGGUUUUGUGAGUGCCUGGGGCGGAGGAUCCUGA
This is a messenger RNA of Psilocybe cubensis, 2085 nucleotides long. RefSeq lists its product as uncharacterized. The transcript has 2 exons. Bases 1 to 2085 code for a protein of 694 amino acids. Lineage: Eukaryota; Fungi; Basidiomycota; Agaricomycetes; Agaricales; Agrocybaceae. The record is from RefSeq and is a predicted model, not a curated record.